Peronospora farinosa is the source of this 1218-nucleotide messenger RNA. The record is from the annotation of a GenBank genome assembly. Lineage: Eukaryota; Oomycota; Peronosporomycetes; Peronosporales; Peronosporaceae.
AUGGCGACAGGCAGCGAGACCCACGUGUACUUGGGUUCAUUGGAAGCUGCAGACAACCACCAGUCCUUUUACUACUCUGACGGCAAAGUCCUGACUCUAGCGCUGCUGUACUUACCCGAGAUUGUUUUAUUCCCAGGUGAAGAUCUACCGCUUCGGAUUCUUUCUGACUCACUUUCUCCUAAUAAUGUUCGAGAUUUGCUGUCGACUGGAGGAGCUCUACUGGCUGUGCUACCUCCACAUCAGACUGGACCGCAGUACGGGGUCACAGUUCGAGUCGAGCGCUUUAGCGUAGACGACGAAAGCGUGAGGUUGAUUGGCGCUGCGAGGCAGCGCUUCCGUCUUAGGAAAAGACUGCCAGCUGAGCCGAAUGCUAAGCUCUUGUGGGGAGAAGUGGAGAUCUUGGAACAGGACGGAACUCAGUCGAUUCCGUUUCACGGUUUGUAUUGGCAGCGGAGAACCAAGCAGGAGGGUCAGAGGAGGGAGAAAAACAAAAAGACGAUUUUGCAGAGAGUACGUGAACGACAAUUUCCAGCGUACUGGGGACACGCUAUCUACGCGUUGUACGAUGUACGAGUGUUGGUGCAAAAAAUUCAAAAUGCGUUGCUGUGGAACAUUCACAGCGAAUGGUUUUACAAGCCACGCACGGAACGAUCAAAUGGGCGAGGUGAUGAAAAUGAAUGUGAUGAGAAAGCGUCUUUAGUGCACUAUUUGGCGCUGCCUAGCGACCGACAAGACCCAAAACGUUUCGCAGUCUGGGUAGCUGGUAACUUGCCGCUGGACACGACACAGCGACUAGAGCUUCUGAGAAUAAACUCCACUGUGAGGUUGCUACGUCGAGAGAUUGAGCUACUCGGGCAGACUCAGGAAGAUAUUUUCUGUUUUCUGUGCGGCUCUUUUCUCACGAAGACUCGUGAGAUUUUCAGUACGACGGCGCAUGGUGCAGCUGGAGGAACUUUCGUCAAUCCUGGAGGUCACGUGUUUCAAGUGUUGACACUGCGCAAUGUGGACCGUGCCCGUGUGUUUGUGGACAUAAAUCGUAGUACGGAGGACACGUGGUUCGCAGGCUAUGCAUGGAGUAUCACACAUUGUAAUUCGUGCUACCAACAUCUUGGUUGGCGUUUCGACAGAGUCGAUUCGACACGUUUGCCUGUCAGUUUCUUCGGAUUUCGACGAGCAGCGCUCACUCGAUCUCCGGGCUCCCGACAAGUUGAUUCUUAA